Molecule: messenger RNA, 1672 nt
Organism: Paralichthys olivaceus (Japanese flounder)
Lineage: Eukaryota; Metazoa; Chordata; Actinopteri; Pleuronectiformes; Paralichthyidae
Product: P2Y purinoceptor 12-like
Biological process (GO): G protein-coupled receptor signaling pathway
Cellular component (GO): membrane
Molecular function (GO): G protein-coupled purinergic nucleotide receptor activity
Source: RefSeq, a predicted model, not a curated record
CACAUACACAGACAGAUGGUCAGUGUCAGUCCACAGUUGUACAGAAUAUAUUAGCAGAAGGGACAAAACGGCUCCAAGGGAACUGCACUGGGAUUCUACUUAAUCAGUAAAAUUAAAAGGCAACCCACAUGGAGACACACACAGCUUUCCCUCAGUUCUCUGGCAAUCAAAGCUUAACCAAUAUCACUUGUUCCCGUGACAACGUGUUGAAGACUGUGGUUUUUCCUGUUCUCUACUCCUUCCUCUUCUUGCUGGGGUUAUUGCUCAAUGGCGUGGCGGUGUGGGUGUUUUUUCGUAUCCCCUCCCAGUCUCACUUUAUCAUAUACCUGAAGAAUAUCGUGGUUGCAGACGUCAUCAUGACCUUCACAUUCCCUUUCAAGGUGUUAUCAGACUCCAACAUGGCAUCCACUGGCCUGCGUGUGUUUGUGUGUCGAGUUUCCUCAGUGCUCUUCUACCUCACCAUGUACAUCAGCAUCCUCUUCUUCGGCCUCAUCAGCAUCGAUCGCUGCAGAAAGACCCUCACGCCCUUCAGGGGCACUAACGCGUCCCGGUUAGCUCGUCGGAAGCUGCUCUCGGGCUCCAUCUGGACCUUUCUGCUCGUCCUCUGUCUGCCCAAUGUGAUCCUGACGUGGAAAACCCCAACUUCUAAAUACUUCAAGUGCAGCGACCUGAAGACGGAGGCCGGGCUGUUUUGGCAUGAGGUGGUGAAUCAUGUCUGUCAAGUUAUAUUCUGGGGCAACCUAGUGACUGUGAUAGUCUGCUACACUCUGAUAACCAAAGAGCUGUACAGGUCCUACUCUCGCAGUAAGUCCCACAGCACUGGAGGGACUGUAUGUCGAGCACAAAGCAGGACAACAACCCUCAAGUCCCAGCCACCCAAGAGGAAAAUAAACGCCAACGUGUUUCUGGUCCUGGCAGUGUUCUUCGUGUGCUUUGUGCCAUUUCACUUUGCCCGUGUGCCAUACACCAUGAGCCAGACCAGAGGGGUUCUCUUUGACUGUAAGCUCAAGCUCUUCUUCUUUCAGCUGAAAGAGAGUACACUGUUCCUCUCAUCCCUGAACUCUCUCCUAGACCCACUCAUCUACUUCUUCCUCUGCAAGUCCUUCAGGACCACACUGUUCAAGACCCUGCAUAUUCCUUCUGGUACCUGCAGCUGGCUGACACGGAGAAGCUCGAACACGGACACGGGCAGCACCCCUCUGAGAGACUCCUCCUUGUGCACGUAAAGUCACUGCACAGCACAAAGACACUUGAAACGUGGUAGUGAGGUGUUGCUGUUUCAUAAUAAUGAGAAUUUAACUUUGUCACUAUAUAGAGGAUGUGCAGUAUGUGACGGUGAUUCAGUCCCACAGCCUUUCCCCAACAACAGAAAACAAAUCAAUAAAUCACCAUAAUAUCAAUGUCUUUAAUAGUUAAUACACUGCAACUAACAAUUAUCAUCAGCUUGUUGUUGUGUGCAAAGGUUUUUUGUAACACUGAGACACUGCAAAGGACUGUUGGGGUCAUGUUGAGGAAUAAGGUUAUGAGACUAAAGUUGUAAUUUUGUAAUAAAAGUGUUUAUAUAAUGAGAAUAAAGAAAAAUAUAUUUUUUGGGAUCAAGAAGCUGUAACCAACGACAGCCUUUUAGUUGACUAUUGCUAAACAUGUCCUCCUCUGUAAAAGAGACUAUUUG